CGUGUGGGGACAAAGGCAGCGCGCGCCGCGAGGUGUCGCGUUUGUCCGCGGUCUGUCGGAGCUGGUGGUGGGCUUGUGGGGUCUUCGCCGCCGCCGCCGCCGCCGUCUUCCGCAUCCUCUUUCCCGUCCUCUUCUCCCGGGUCCCGGGAGCCCCCGCCCGGGGAGCUCCCAGGCUGGUGGAGACAGAUAUGAAGACAAAACCAGCAGUUUGCCAAGACUGGCGGGCAGUGAUGGGGACGGAGUUGGUGUUGCCGAGCUCCCGUCUGAGUGCUGAGUAGGAGCUCUGCUGGCAUGCUGUGGAAAGAGCUGGCUUUGAUGCCAUCUGUCCUGGGAGGCACUGCUGCUGGGUUUGGUGCCCGAGCUGACUCGGUUGGUGACAGCAUGACAAGUGAGGUGAUAGAAGAUGAGAAACAGUUCUAUUCAAAGGCCAAGACGUACUGGAAGGAAGUCCCGCCCACAGUGGACGGCAUGCUCGGGGGGUAUGGCCACAUCUCCAGCAUCGACAUCAGCAGCUCCCGGAAGUUCCUGCAGAGGUUUUUGAGGGAAGGCCCAAACAAGACGGGCACCUCCUGUGCCCUGGACUGCGGAGCCGGCAUAGGCAGGAUCACCAAGAGGCUGCUGCUGCCGCUCUUUGGAGUGGUAGACAUGGUGGACGUGACAGAAGAUUUUCUGGUUAAAGCCAAGACGUAUCUGGGGGAAGAGGGCAAGAGGGUGAGGAACUACUUCUGCUGCGGCCUCCAGGACUUCAGCCCCGAGCCGAACUCCUACGAUGUCAUCUGGAUCCAGUGGGUGAUAGGCCACCUGACUGAUCAGCACCUGGCUGAGUUCCUGCGGCGCUGCAAGCAGGGCCUACGCCCCAAUGGCAUCAUUGUCAUCAAAGACAACAUGGCCCAGGAGGGUGUGAUCCUGGAUGACGUGGACAGCAGUGUGUGCCGGGACCUCGAGGUGGUCCACAGGAUCGUCCGCAGUGCAGGCCUCAGCCUCCUAGCCCAGGAGCGCCAGGAGAACCUCCCCGAUGAGAUCUACCACGUCUACAGCUUAGCCCUGAGAUGAGCGGGGGCUGGCAGGAAAAAGGGACCAGUGUGGGGUGGGGACUGGCAGCCGGGCAAGACCCAGAGGCUCCAUGACGAUGGUUUGGGAGUGUUGAGCAAGACCGCUAAAUAUACCUGUCUGCCGUCCAUCACUAGACUCUUUUUCAAAAGACAUAAUGGGACCCAGUGAGGAAGGGUGCCCCUGAACGGAGCAGUGAGGCUGGAGCCUGGCUCUGCUGCUUCUCUGGGCAGUGCAGACUCGCGUGACUUCAGGGCCCCUGGUGCUCCCCACUGGGAAUACAGUGAUCCCAUCAGAAGUGGAGAUUCCCUGGAUCUCCCUUGUACCACCUGGCCUUCCAGCUGUAGGCCUGGCUGCCUUAAGAGGAAGAGAACUCUCGGUCAUAGAGGACUUUUUUCCCUUGGGGGGAGGAGAGGAGCCGGGCCUGGAGCUGGCACUGUCACCCUGUUGCUACGGCGAGCCUGGGCAGGCCUGCUACCUCCUGCAGCUGCUGGGGAUGUUUGCUUUCUGAGGCCUGUGUGGUGAUGGAGCCCUGGUGUCCCUAAUGUGAUCGUUACAAGUCUGCAGCCUCACUCCUGGCUGGGCCUGGCAGCUCCUCCUCGGUGAGCAUUUUCAGUCAGAAAAUAAAAGGGUGAAUCCUGUAAUGGGAAGGCCCUA
Molecule: messenger RNA, 1707 nt
Organism: Canis lupus familiaris (dog)
Lineage: Eukaryota; Metazoa; Chordata; Mammalia; Carnivora; Canidae
Gene: NTMT1
Product: N-terminal Xaa-Pro-Lys N-methyltransferase 1
Exons: 5
Coding region: 292-1053 (253 amino acids)
Cellular component (GO): cytoplasm
Molecular function (GO): N-terminal protein N-methyltransferase activity
Source: RefSeq, a predicted model, not a curated record